Messenger RNA from Zerene cesonia (dogface butterfly), 5378 nucleotides. RefSeq names its product autophagy-related protein 16-1 (gene Atg16). The record is from RefSeq and is a predicted model, not a curated record. Gene Ontology annotation, molecular function: protein binding. Gene Ontology annotation, biological process: autophagosome assembly. Lineage: Eukaryota; Metazoa; Arthropoda; Insecta; Lepidoptera; Pieridae. Gene Ontology annotation, cellular component: autophagosome membrane. The transcript is spliced from 15 exons. Bases 200 to 1909 code for a protein of 569 amino acids.
AACUACAGGGAAGUAAAUUCAUUUUUGUAUAAUAUCGUUUCUUACCAAUGCAUACUAAUUUUAAGUUACCAUCAAGAAUGUUCUGGUUUAAAAUUUGUAAUCCUGUUUAAUAAUAUAAAAAAUUGCAAUAAUCAUAUGUCGCUUUACAUAGAAAUAGCUGUAGUAUCGUUUACAAAGUUAUUGUUUAACUUUUAAUAAAAUGGAAGGUGGUGAGUGGAGAAACAAUAUUAUUAUUGAACUACGGGCUCGAAACAAAAGAGAAACUGCAGCAUUUCAAGAUAUUUUCACGUUUCAAAGCAGACUAUUUGAUAAUGUAAACACCCUGAAAAAUGAAAACCUACAGCUUACUCUUCUCAAUGAAAGAAUCAGAUAUUCUAAUACAGAAAGUGUUUCAUCUGGAGGAGGUGCAAUUAAUGAAAAGAUCCAGGCAUUAGAACAAAAAAUAUUAAGUCAGCAGGAAGAGCUAACAUCAAUGCACAGAAGAAGAGGUGAAAGCGCACAACAAAUUAUUAAUCUUAAUGCGAAAGUUCAUGAUCUAGAAAAAAGUUUGCAAACUAAAGAUAUUGUUAUUUCGGAAAAUACAGCAUUAAUAGCAUCACUUAGAGCUGAAAUUCAAAUGUAUGAAACAAACAUGACUGAAUUACAAGGACUGAAUCAAGUUCUCCGAGAUGAACAUCAAGCAUUACAAAUAGCAUUUGCGGCCAUUGAAGAUAAGUUAAGAAAAGCACAGGAUGAAAAUCGAUCCCUUGUUGAAAGACUAAUCAAAUAUAAAGCGAAAGAUGCAGAUAAAAUGAAUGAAGAAAAUGAACAUUUUCUCAAGUCAAGCAACCCUACCGCGUUUUUGAUCAACACAUUUGGUAGAGUUAGUUUCGGGAAAAAGAGUGACAAAGUACGAAAGGAGUUAGAAGAAGCGGCAAGAGAGGGUGGGAGUAGGAGUAGUGGGGGGUCGGGGGGCAGCGCUGACGAUAAAAUAAUGGACUCGAUACCUUUCUACGCGACGACACUUCCAUCUAAAGUCGCUUUAAGAUUCGAUGCACACGAUGGUGAAGUUAAUGCAGUAAAGUGGAGUCCAACCGACAGAAUUGUAGCAACUGGUGGUGCGGACCGAAAAGUUAAAUUGUGGGAUGUAUCCAAAUUAGGCACAUGCGAGAGCCGGGGCACGCUAGUCGGCUCGAACGCGGGCGUCAUGUCCGUGGACUUCGACUCGACGGGCGCGUACAUUGUGGGCGCGUCCAAUGAUUUCGCGAGCCGCGUGUGGACGGUCGGCGAUCAGCGGCUGAGGCAUACACUCACCGGGCACAGUGGUAAAGUAAUGGCAGCUAAAUUCCUUGGAGAGCCUACUAAAGUGAUCACGGGCAGCCACGAUAGAACACUUAAAAUAUGGGAUCUCAGGAGUAGAAUGUGUACAGAAACAAAAUUCGCAGGUUCAUCUUGUAAUGACCUCGUGACGUCAGAUGGUGCGGGCUCGACAAUCAUAUCUGGGCAUUUUGAUAAGCGGAUACGAUUUUGGGAUAUACGAACGGAAAUGUCGGCCAAUCACAUCAUACUGCAGGGCAAGGUUACGUCGCUGGACCUUAGUAGAGACAGUAAUUAUUUGUUGGCGUGUGUCCGAGACGAUACCAUACAACUAAUAGACUUACGAAUGAACACGAUUGUACGUUCUUUCAGUCACGACUCGUUCAAAGUGGGUUGCGACUGGUCGCGCGCCGCAUUCGGUCCGGGCGGGCGGCUGCUGGCGGUGGGCGCGGCGGACGGCGCUGCCUACGUGUGGAACACGCAUUCGGGACGACUUGAAGCCGUGCUCAAGGAUCAUUCGUCAGCGGUGACGGCUGUGUCUUGGCACCCGCAGUCGGGGCUUCUAGCAUCCGUGGACCGCGGGAAGCGAGCCGUCAUUUGGGGCGACUUGUGACAAGCAUGGGACCACACCGGCCAGCCGGCGCAGAUUCUCCGACCGGAGUCACCGGCAGCGGAAGGCGAAAGCGGAGAGAUGUUGGAGCUUCUGCGCGGGCUCAAAACGGACAUUCUGCAAAGACUUACGUAGUUGCGGGUGCAUUGACGUGUUCAAAACAUGACGAUAGCAUCUACAUUCUACACUUUUUCAUGUCCACACAGAGCCGGUAAAACAUGUAUUAUUAUACAGAUAUCGAUCGAUGCCAAUAAAAAAAUACAAUACGUUUUUAUACGAUUGUCUAUUUGUUAAUACUAAUUGGACGGUGUAAAAUUUGUAAUUGGAGGGUGCUUUCAAGUAUUUUACGCUCGGUUGCAAUUGCUGUUUUUUUACUCGUCUACAUGAUGCAAAAUUACAUUUCAUUCCUUAGUGUUACAUAAGGAUUGUAGAAUAUGUCUCGUUUGUUCGAUUUUAGGUUCACUUUUGCCAUCAUAAAUUUAUGCGCAUAAUAGAUUUUCCAUCUCACUUCCUGGGCUAUUUAAAAUUUAAAUAUAAUUGUUUGAUUGGAUAUCGUUUUGUCUAUUUUUUUUUUUUAUGUAAAUUAUCUUCAGUAUAAUUUCAUGACCAAUAUUUCCCGGUACAAAUUAAACUAAGCGUGCGGGUACCCAAAAAGGAGCGGUCAGCGUUACAUGAAAUAAUAAUUAAUACGAAUAAAAUUCAUAAGGCGAUGUCCAAUCCACGGCGGUGCACGAUAACUAAUAACCGUCGUGUUGUCAGCGCGAAUUCAUAUUUGUUUUCCUUAGUGCGCGGGAUCGGAGGGCACAUGCGCUCCCGACCACUCAUUAGCACACAAUGCGACCACUAGCGGCCGAUUCCCGCGAUCAAUAAACUGUUGUCUAUACUCUAUGCUCUAUGCUCUAUACUUAGGGUUGCCGCACAUCUGCUUCUUAUGAAACUGUCACAGUGAUCAUAUUAUUGCUAAUAUUUCUGUCUGUUCUGGUUUUAAUGAAUGUGUACAUAUAUACCGGCUAGGAAUGCAAAAUCAUGUACGUCUGUAUGUAUGUAACGGAUAACCUGGUUUUAGAUUCUUAUUCCGCUAAUUCUAUUUAUCUGUUUAUUAAAGUGAUGCUACCUGUUAGAAUCACGUCUUCCAUAUUUUUUUUAAACGCAAGGCAAAAUAUUUCACGUAUGAUAGCCCUGCGCAUUCCCUAUUACCAACGCUGUGGUCCGAUAACGCAGCCGACAUCUAUAACCCUCUGGCGUUUGUUUUGACAGACACGCUCCGUAAUUUUUUAAAGACCAAUGACCCCGCAUUUAUUUAACGCUAUUUUUACAUGUAAUUACGCGUUACCGACCGCUUAAUUACCCGAAACUACUGCGACGCGGACCGCACCUGGAAUUCGGUAAAAAACCACGGCGCCACAGAGUGCUAUAAGCUCGCCGAACGACAUGGAUAAAAACCAUUAGUUCUUUUUUGUCGUCUAUUGUUUAAUAAUAGAACUCUCUCACCGGUUAUUAAGAUAAUUAGUAUUAUACGACUUUUUCAGUCUAUGAACGCAAUUUUGCGUAAAUACUGACAUUGUCGUUGUAUUAAAGCGUCUCUUAUAAAUCGAAGUAACUUGACAAUGGCAUAAUAAUUUUUAUCAUUAUACAAAUAUAGUUUAAGGUCGACUAAGAUAUUCAGGUUAUUUGGAUGUUUAUUUUCAAACGCUGUUAUUGUAUUCUAAGAACACCAUCACGUGCUAAAACACCAUCAUCGUCGUAUAUAUUUUUUGUACGAUUUCAUUAAGCACGUACAGGCUUUCUUUUUAGAUCUUUUGUCCGACCAGACGGUUCGAAUUUCACACUACGCGACGCCUAAAUUACGCUCCGUUUGUCUUCCUCAUAUAAUACCUGUAUAGUGCGCCUAGUUUGCAUACGAAUAACGGCGCCUCGUCUCUCUAGAUUAAUGUUCUUGCCAAAAAACAUGUCAUACACUCUGAAAGACGCUAGUGUUAUACUCAAUCAAUGUUUAGGAUCAAUUUUUUAUAGCUCUUAUGGUGUUAGCCGUAUCGGUAGCUAGUCACGUGUAUUCUAUGGCUGUUUUUGAUGAAAAAGAUUGGAUUUUGUUUUUUUUUUUUGGUUUGUUGAUUUUGUGAGGGAUUCAAAUUUGGAUAUUGUUUAAUUUGCAUUAGUUUUAUUGUUAUUAUUAUGUUUUUUGUUCAUUUAUACAACAUUGAGAUAUUUUUUUUUUCGCCGUGUUUUCUUUUUUUUUUGGUAAUUCGUCAUCUCGGUGCCAAUUAAAAUACAUGAUUUAUUGAUUUAUAGAUUGUUUCCUGAAAAGAUUAUUAUGUUUCAUAAAUGGUUUUUAAGUUAUAUUAAGUAUCUGCUUUAUAUUGCUAGGUAAACUGGCUCGAUAACUAUGCGACUAAGUUGUGUGCCUUUCAAAUAUUUAUUAUUAAAUUUAUAACAUUAUUAAGCACAAAUGUUUUAACGAUAUUCAUUAAAUUUGGAGGAUUAUAAAUCUUGCAUGCUCUUUACAUGUAUAUGCAUGUUUUGAUAUUAAGAUGCCCGAUUAAACUCUCAAUUUUUUACGAAAUUCUCUAUAAGAAUUACUUGGAAUGUCAUGUUAUCCAUAUAAAUGAAUUUUUCGCAAAGUUGACGAAGACUGUUGUCGAUAAUAUAAGAAUGUUUACAUCACUCUGUAAGUUUUAAUGUUAUAUAGAAUCAUAACAUUAGUUUCGAUUAUUUGUAAGAACAAUUCCUUAUUUUAUUACAAACUUGAUGCGUAAAGAAAUUCUUUGAAUUCUCUUUCAUACAGCAACAUCACACUCCAACUCCGUCAGCCUUAAUAUUAUAGCGAUUGUCAGUAUGAUAACUUUAUUCUGCUUUUUUUUUAUGGAAAUCUUCAUUAUAUCACUUAAGGCCAGUUUCACAGCUUCUUGAUAAAGUCACAGAUAGCCGAUCUAACAGUUUAUUACGUAUAUUUUCAUACGUUAUUUUUUAUUGAAACUGAUAUAUGUGCUGAUCAAAACAUAUGCCAAUUAUACUCUAAAAAAAACAUUUUCUACCAAAAACAUUUCACAAACAUUUCCGUACAAAUUUUAUUAUUGUUUACCUCUGCAUAUUGAGAUGAAAGAAUCAAUAAUUAAUAGUACUUAAAAGUAACAAAUAUUCACAAAUUCUACGCGGAGUAUCUUAUAUUUUUCUUAGCCUCUCCUUUCCUGUGUAAUAAAAUGAUAAAUCUUCUUAUAACUGAAUAGUACAUUGCCUAUUGUGUUGUGAAAGCAUAAUGUUAACAUUAAACAAUUGUUUCAUAAUUCUCUUUUAUCGCUGCGAGAGACUAGUAUGUAAGUUGUUGUAUAAAUCUUAAAAUUUAUAUUAUUUUUAUAAAUAAAAUGAUAUAUUUUGUAGCACAACGUGAGCAAGCUUGUAAAUAGAAUGAAGUGGGUGCGUGGAAAUUAUAUGUUCUCGAUUGUACGACAUAUUAUAAAUAAAAAGUACACUCAGA